AAUCUAAAUAAACUACCCACACUGACGUUUGGUGAUAACACUUUUUCUGUUUAUAAUUUUCAAUCUAAUGAAGCAAUUUUCCCUGAAAUUAUGGUGCAAAAUUUGAAAAAUAUUUCGGUGGAAUUUGGAAAUCAUUUCGUCAAUCAGGUUAUGAAUUUUUAAACUCAUGUUCUCAUUUCCUAUUUUAGGAAUUGAGCAUUAAUUCAAAUAUUAUGAACGGAUUUAGUGCUGGAGAAGAAGAUUCAAGAGGGCCACCUGAUCAAGUUUGCUGUCUUGUUGAUGACGGAUUUCGAUGUCAUCGUCCAGCAGGCAAUGCUUCUUAUAGUAAGCGUAUUCAGAAAACAGUCACACAAAGACGAUUGAAGCUACAUUUAGAUUUAGUGGCUCGACAUGUAUACAUUUGUGACUAUCACAAAGGAGUUAUUCAGUCCGCUCGUUCUAAACGUAAAAGGAAAGAUUCUGAAGAUGAUUCUAAUGAAACUGACACCGACGUUCCUGAGGUUGAUUUCUAUCAGUUGCAAGUGAACACUUUGAGGAGAUAUAAAAAGUAUUAUAAAGUUGCUACACGUCCAGGCCUAAAUAAAGCCCAACUUGCAGAUACAUUGUUGAAGCAUUUCAAAACUUUACCGGUAAAUGAAAAAGAAGCUUUAUCAUUUUUCAUCUAUACGGUGAAAUCCAAUAGUAAUAAAUUAGAUCAUAAAAGUAAUAGCGAUAAUACGUAAAACAGUAAAAAUUGCAACAGUAUUAAUUAUUGUAAAAAUAAUGUUGAGAAAUGAGUCUUUUCUUAAAUCAGAUUUAUCGUCAUGAUCGUAGAUGUGAUGAUCAACCUGAAAGUGUUUUUUUUUUUUUUUUUUUUGAAAACUAUUUACAUAUUUACAAAUUAUAAUAAUGAUACUUUAAUAAUUUUUGUCUCAUAAUGAACCAUUUAGUGUUUUCAAGGGUAAUAAAAAUUCUAUAAAUGACUAAAAAGAUGAAAAAUGCCGAAAAUGCGCAAAAAAUGAAAUCAUUUGUGAAAUGAUUUUUCAGAAUUUUACCAACUGUACGAUCGUUCCUGUACUUUUUAAGUUCUUUGUAAUCCGCUAUUUUUAUAGGUCAUCCAAUACCUAAAUUAAUUGGAAAUCGUUUUAAACGUAACCUAUUUCCCAUUUCUUCGUAAACUUUUUUUUUUGGUUCGCAUCAGUUCUGGUGAAGUGCAAUAUCAGAAGUUAAAUCAAAUUUAUUUAUUUAUUUAUUUAUUUAUUUAUUUAAUUAUAUUUUUAUUCUUAAUUGACUUUUGUGUGAACAGAAAAUCCUUUCAUUUUUCACAAUUAUUCGUUUCUACCGUUUCCCCCUUUUUUUGUUAACUAAUGAAUUAAUCAAGUAUUACCAGUUGAAAUGUUCGAAGUCAAUUGAAGUAAUAAUAUAUACAUUACGUGAUUUUCACAUCGCUAAAUUUGACCAAUAUUGUUUUUUUUCUAUUUUCGUAAAAUAUUCUUCUGCCACCCACCUACCUACACUUAGUACCUAUUUAUCAUAUUUUGUCACGCUCAGCUAUAUUUUUAUUUGUACUCGUUACUAGUACAUACAUACGAGUAGCUUUGGGUAAUAAAGUAAUAAUUGUUGAAAUGUAUCGUUUUUCAACUCUUGCUUGGUAAAUUCGUUGUUGAAAGCGUAAAUAGAAUUUGGGCAGCGUUAAUCCUAUGUAUUCAUUUGAAAUGUUACUAUUUAACUUCAUUCUACACGUGUGAUGGAAGAAACUAUUUGAGUCGAGUAUUUGAGAAAAAUGUAUUGUUUACCAUAUGAAGAUUUGGUGCAAAAGAAAUUACAUACUAGCUUGAACACAUUGUGAAAUCCUCAGUUAUCAUUCGUUUAGUUGAUAAUUCAGUAUUGGAUUAGUACUCAUAUUUAUGCGCUAUGUAAGGUUCCAUUCCAAGCACUUUUCACGUGGAGAGGAUCGGAAAAUUUGAAAAUAUUGAUGGAAUUUAACUUUUAAUUUUCUUAUUACCUGACGAUGAGUAAAAGAAUGAGCGUUUCGAUCGCGAAUACAAAAAUAUCAUAAAAUGAAAUAGAACAACGAAAAAGAUUGACAGUCAACCAUUUCGAUGAAAAAUUAAAAUCGAGAUACUUGAAUUUUUAUUUUAUUACCUAUCCUAUUUGGUUACCAGGAAAAAGUAGAUUAAUAAAUUUUUUAGAGUUGUUAUUUGGUAUGUACUUACCGUCGGUAAUUUAUUUUUGGUUUGCUGAUUUACUUACAAUUUGAGUGAAUUCCUCUUUUAUAUUUUUAAAAUUUGAUUGCUUUGACAUUUUAAUAAUAUUUUUGUUCUGACAAUCUGUACCUAUACCUCAAGUAUUUUGUUAUAAAACAAUUUUUUGCCCCAUUUUUCAGUGAAGGACUUGUUGAAACCUGUCAAACUGUAGCUAUGUAUUGUCGAUACUGUAAUACACAGACGUGCUAUGUCCAGUUUUUGAAAUUUUACAGGACAGCUAUUACGAGUUUUUCUCCUUGCUUUACUCCUGUAUUAAUGGUAAAACGGAACAGACUUUUACUCGGUGAUGAUAACAAUAUUGGACAAAGCGCUUUUUUGCAGGUUGUAGGGCUUUUGAUAACGAAUCCAACGAUAUCAAAAACUCAUUUUUCAUAAAACGUGGACAUAGCACGUCUGUGUAUUACAGUAUCGUUGUGUGCUUCAACUUUUUUACCAACAAUUUUUGAUCGAGAAACAUAUGUAGUAAUAAUGUGCAUUAUACUCAGUUGUUUCAUUGUGCGUCAAAACGCUUCUCAAAUUGUAUUCUAAUGGUUAGAGUGCAGCUUUUGAUUUAAACGUAUUCUAAUGGUUAGAGUGCAGCUUUUGAUUUAAACGAGUAUUUUGUGAUGAAAACAAGGUCAAAUGUUUCCAACAUGAAACAUCAUGUUGUAUUCUGGUUCCUCAUUACAUGAUAGAACGUGAAUACUUCAGUGUAAUUUGUAUAUGUAUUUUUAUUUAUGCCAGGUGCCAGGUAUUACAACUAAUUUUGAUUUUGAUUACUGAAUCAAGCAUGACUAUUUUAAUUAAGGCUUCGAAGAAGUUAAAAAAAUCCUUUCAUUUGUUAGGCCUAUUGUAUGUAUGUAUUAUUACGGAAAAUUCAUGAAAAAUGUGAACAUUAGGCAAACGUAUUAUAGGAUUAUUGAAAGCAUUCAAUUGUGAAUUUGGUGCCCCUCCUUUUUUAAAAUUAAUACUUUGUUAAAAUGAAUGUAUAUUACGUUUGAUAACAAAUAGAAAUUAUUAAAUUAUUAUUAUGAUGAUGUAAAUUAUACAGAUUAUUCGAGAAAGCAAUGCUUGUAGUUUUAUUCAUUUCCGUCUUAAUAUUUUAUUUCAUUUUGAAUAUCAAUUAUGUAGCUUACAAAGUAAAAAAACAAAUAUUAUAGCAUUAAUGAUGGAAUUUAUUUUAUGAAUGUAUUUAAGAUUUGCUUUUUUAUUCGUUUUUUUCUUUGUUUGCAAUAAAUAAGAAUUGUUAUAUUA
Messenger RNA from Planococcus citri (citrus mealybug), 3479 nucleotides. It is a transcript of the gene Sap30, whose product is annotated as SIN3-associated polypeptide 30. The transcript is spliced from 4 exons. Gene Ontology annotation, molecular function: transcription coregulator activity; protein binding. Gene Ontology annotation, cellular component: histone deacetylase complex. Gene Ontology annotation, biological process: regulation of DNA-templated transcription. Lineage: Eukaryota; Metazoa; Arthropoda; Insecta; Hemiptera; Pseudococcidae. The coding region runs from base 213 to 722 and encodes 169 amino acids. The record is from RefSeq and is a predicted model, not a curated record.